Molecule: messenger RNA, 1276 nt
Organism: Morus notabilis
Lineage: Eukaryota; Viridiplantae; Streptophyta; Magnoliopsida; Rosales; Moraceae
Exons: 7
Coding region: 183-1241 (352 amino acids)
Source: RefSeq, a predicted model, not a curated record
CACUAAAACACCAACGUUCACCUCUAUCUCUCUCUCUCUCUUUCUCUCUCUUGUUUCCCUCUCUCUCCCCCUGUCUUCCUAAUUAACCGUUACAUCUUCCUUCUUCGUCCCUCCCAAUUCACAGCUAUUCCCAGAAACCGAAAGAACAGAACCAGUCGAGUAGUAGUAGUAGUGUAAUCAUCAUGGAACCGGCAAAAAUCGACUGGAAAAACUUGGAAUGGAAGUUCGUACAAGACGAGCUCUACGAGCACAUCAACGCCCCCAAAUGGUUCGACUUCUUGUCCUCAAACCCACCUCUGGAGGACGACGAUGCUUGGUUUUGCAGACCCGAUUGCAACCACCCAAAGACAGCUCAAGAUUUCCUCAAAUCGACUCCCCCAAAGAUUGCAAGUCCAGCUGGUGUCUCUGAGAUCUCUCCACUUGGUCACAGAAACCAAAGAGAUGCAAAGGUGAAAAGAAGAGCGCUUCUAGCUCAAGCUUGGCUUUCUCCCAGUAAUAGUAACACCAAAUUCAAUGAAGAUUGCGAAAACUUGAAUCCGAAUCUAUCAACCCCUCCUCCUUAUAACAACCAAUCAAGGAUCCUCAAGGCCGCAAUCAAAUCAAGCGCGGAGACGAAAGAGGCCAUGGCCACGGACGAGGCGGUGGCAAUGCUGCCACAACCAAGGCUGAAGAGCACGCUCUCCGCGAGGAACUUGUUCGCGGGGCGGGACAUUUUGAAUCAGAUCAGCGACUUCUGCAGCGAAUUGAAGAGGAUGGCAAUGCGGCCGAAGGAGAGAGAAAAUGAGGAGAGUGCGAAGGAGAAUGUGGUGAAGGAGGAGAGUAAAAGUGGUGUCUUGAGUGAGUUGGAUUUGAGGGGGAAGGAGAAACCGUUUCAAGAAAUGGAGGGAAUUAGCAUUCUCAAGGAGAAGCAAAGGAGAAAAAAAAGAAUUGAGGACAUAGAGAACAUCCCAAUCUCUGUGAACUUGGAGAAUAUAAAGCGCAAAGAGGAUAAUAUAUUGCAAAUUCGAACAAAUCCUCCCUCUCCUCAAUGCUUUUCUGCCACAAGAAAAACCACCUCUUCCAAAUCCAAGCUCAUGGAGAGAGGAGUUCUACAAGAGCAGAACAAGCAGGUAGUAGUAGCAAAAGAGUCCAUUGACAAAAACAAAAGUGCGUCUAUUGUUGAGUCAAGAGAAGCUGCUAGGACUUUGGACGUAUUUUGGUUUCUGAAGCCUUGCACACUAUCCACCUAUAAUAAUGCUUAAUAAUAAUUUAAAAAAAAAAAACAAACUAUAGAACC